AUGGCUCCUCCACCGAAGACUCCUAGUCGACACCGGUCUCGGUCAGAGACGAAGACUCCCUUGACUGCGUCCAUGUUCGGGGUCAAUGCCGCCGCGGACGCCUCCAAUCCCUUCAUCGUUCCCAGCAGGCCCGUGUCCCCGAUCAAGAGGGCCACUUCGUCGUCUCUCCAGGUCUCUGAAUCUCUCCAACGCCAAGCCAGCAUGGGCGUCAUACGCAGAGGCGGGGUGGAGAGCAGGUUGGACGUAGUCACACGCGAUUACGUGCCGCCCAAAUCCGAGAAGCGUUCGCGCUCACAACCUACAAGAGACACUCGCGACCGCUUCAUCACGACUCGCGAUACCGCAGAUGAAGUGGCCGCUACACUCGACCUCAUGUCACUCAACCCUCAGUCGGCGUCGCCUGGCCACACAGCACGCCUUGCUGCCGCGACGGGCGUGCCACUCAAUCGUCGUGUCCUGGCCUACCAUGAGCCACCGCCGGCCGCGUCAUCCGAUCCACUCAUGGCGCAGGCACGAGAACUCGUCCGCCCUUUGUAUGCUCGUGCGGGUUCUGCACCCGCGGGUAGUUCUGGGACUACCGGCAAGGACCGCAAGAUCUCCACCUUCCCGUACAAGAUCCUCGACGCGCCCGGGAUGCUCGACGAUUUCUACCUGAACCUGAUCUCUUGGGGAUCCCAGAACGUCGUUGCCAUUGCGCUCGGGAGUAGCGCAUACAUCUGGAAGGCGGAUACCGGCGAGGUUGUGCUCGUCUCGGAAGGCCCCGAGGACUCAUACAUCUCAUCCCUGGACUUCUCCAACGAUGGCCAAUUCCUCGGCGUCGGCUACCCAUCUGGCACGGUCGAGCUGUGGGACGUCGAGGCGCAAUCGAAGCUACGCACAAUGACCGGGCACUCCGCGCAGGUCGGCUGUUUGUCUUGGUACGAGCACCUCCUGAGCUCGGGCUGUCAAGACGGAAGUAUCUGGCAUCACGACGUGCGCGUCGCGCGUCACAAGGUCAUGGAGCUUCUUGGACACCAGGGCGAGGUGUGCGGGCUGAAGUGGCGUGCGGACGGCGACCUGCUGGCCAGUGGAGGAAACGACAACGUCCUCAACGUGUGGGACGGACGAAUGGGCGACGUCGGGACCGCGAGCUCGAGUGCGCGGUCGGCCGCGCGGUGGACGAAGCGUAACCAUACCGCGGCGGUGAAGGCCGUCGCGUGGUGCCCAUGGCAGCCGGCACUCCUUGCGUCGGGCGGCGGGACGUCGGAUGCGACGGUACACAUCUGGAACACGACGACCGGCGCGCGACUGCACUCCCUUGUAACUCCGGCUCAAAUCUCGUCCAUCCAGUGGUCGCCUCAUCGGAAGGAAUUCAUGACUACCCACGGGUAUCCGACGAACGCGAUCAUGGUUCACAGUUACCCGUCGAUGGAGAAGGUGGCCGAGAUCCGGGACGCGCACGACUCCCGUGUUCUCUUCAGCGCGCUCGCGCCUAACGGAGAGUUGGUAUGCACGGCGGCAGGCGACGAGAACCUGAAGUUCUGGAAGAUUUGGGAGGCGCCGAAGGUGAAGAAGGGCAAGGACGCCAAGGACUCAACUUCGCUCGGGCGCACGAACAGCGGGAUCCUCAGCAUCCGGUGAGGUGUGGGAUAUCUGCCAGUAUCGUGGAGGUGUUCGGCUUGUAUACAUGUACCAGUAUCUCUCGUUUUAUCAUGCGUGCGCUAGUCGUUGAUCGCAUCCAGUCUAUGUUUUGC
Molecule: messenger RNA, 1733 nt
Organism: Trametes versicolor FP-101664 SS1
Lineage: Eukaryota; Fungi; Basidiomycota; Agaricomycetes; Polyporales; Polyporaceae
Product: WD40 repeat-like protein
Exons: 2
Coding region: 1-1620 (539 amino acids)
Biological process (GO): anaphase-promoting complex-dependent catabolic process; positive regulation of anaphase-promoting complex-dependent catabolic process; positive regulation of ubiquitin protein ligase activity
Cellular component (GO): anaphase-promoting complex
Molecular function (GO): ubiquitin ligase activator activity; anaphase-promoting complex binding; protein binding
Source: RefSeq, a predicted model, not a curated record